Molecule: messenger RNA, 930 nt
Organism: Saccostrea cuccullata (small rock oyster)
Lineage: Eukaryota; Metazoa; Mollusca; Bivalvia; Ostreida; Ostreidae
Exons: 7
Coding region: 15-920 (301 amino acids)
Molecular function (GO): S-adenosylmethionine-dependent methyltransferase activity
Source: RefSeq, a predicted model, not a curated record
UGAAACCACGUACUAUGAGUAUGAUUAGACACCGACAAACCUACUUUUUGUUUCACAGUUAUAAACAAAUUAAGAAUAUUCGAUUCACUCACCCAGGCAUAUACUGGAACAUGACAGAAGCUGUUCACGACACGGCGAAAUCGGGAUUUGUUGAUGGAGAAAAUUAUGACAGAUUCCGCCCCUCUUACACAGAUGAAGUUGUAAAGUUGAUAUCCUCAAUCAUCACAGAAACUCAAACAGAUAAAGAGGAUAAUGUAAAGUAUGAUUGUGUGGAACUUGGAGCAGGGACAGGGAAAUUAACACAGAAAUUAAUUAAAGAGUUACCAAAGGUUGAAAAAUAUUUAGCUACAGAGCCCAUGGAUGGAUUUCAAAAGAUGUUAAAACAGAAUUGUCCUGGAAUAGACACUCAAAUAUGCACUGCAGAAAAAAUUCCAGUUCCAUCUGAAUGUGUGAAGACUGUACUAGCUGCCCAGUGUUUCCAUUGGUUCGCUAAUACGACGUCAUUAGAUGAAAUAAAUAGGAUUCUUAUUCCAGGCGGAAAAUUCUUAAUGGUGUGGAAUAACAAAGACUGGAAAGUUCCGUGGGUUAAGGACAUGGAGGGAAUCCUAACACGUUACUAUGGCGACACACCACGAGCUGUAUCUUAUCAAUGGAAGGAAGUGAUAGAAAAAUGUCCUCAUUUCCGCUGUGUGCGACAUGAAAUCUUACCUGGCACACUGUUAAAGGGGUGUCGGAAUGAUGUACUUGGACAUUUCUGCUCCAUAAGUGUCAUUGCUUCCCUUGAUGAAAACGAGAAAUUAAAAGUCAGAAGUGAGAUGGAAGCAGUUAUGGAUAAACAUAGUUUAGCCAAAGGAACUGAUGACAUCACUGUCCCAUUUAACACUGAACUGUAUGUAGCUGAGAAGCUUACCAAUAAAUAGAAAAAAGCUU